Molecule: messenger RNA, 2385 nt
Organism: Humulus lupulus (European hop)
Lineage: Eukaryota; Viridiplantae; Streptophyta; Magnoliopsida; Rosales; Cannabaceae
Exons: 4
Coding region: 1-2385 (794 amino acids)
Source: RefSeq, a predicted model, not a curated record
AUGAAUAAGUUUAAGAUGCUUCAAGAGCAAAUGAUUGGAGGUAAAGAAGAAGGUAGAAGGAGGUUAUGGGAUGGGUUACAACGGCUAUCCCUUUUGAAUGAAGCAUGGAUUAUUUUGGGGGACUUCAAUGCCCCUUUUUCUGGUAUGGAUAGAUCUGGUGGGAACCCAAUCUCAGCUGUAGAAUUGACAGACUCUCUUCGUUGGCUUGAGGAGGCUCAUGUUGUUCCCCUCAGGAGUUUAGGUUCUUAUUUCUCUUGGACUAAUAAUCAAAAUGGUCCAGCUAGAAUCUAUUCUAAAAUUGACCAUGUUUUUAUGAACGAGGCUUGGCUUGAUCUUUUUCCUCAUGCUAAUGCUGUUUUUAGAUGGGAAGUUGUCUCAGACCAUUGCUUUUGUGUUGUUAACAAUCUGCCUAAGGAGAAUUUGGGUAUUAAAUUGUUCAGAUUUUACAACUUUUGGGCUGAUCAUCAUAACUUUACUGAGGUGGUUAGGAACAGCUGGAGGAUGCCUAUUAAGGCAACUGGGUUAAGGGCAAUAUAUUUAAAGACUUUGAGGCUGAAGCAUAGGUUAAAAUCAUUUAAUCAAGAUAAUAUUGGUGACAUUGGUUUGAGCUAUCACACGGCUAAGGAAAAUUACCAAGAAGCUCAACUUCUAGCUCAAACUAAUCCGAAUGAUUUCAGGUAUCAGAAAGAAGUGCAGGUUGCUGCUGAAGCUUUUUUAGUUCAGGAGAAAAUGUACCAUAGUUUCUUGACCCAAAGAAGUAAAAUAAACUGGUUAAGGAAGAGUGAUAUGAAUACUUCUUUUUUCCAUGCUUAUCUGAAGAAGCGUAGAGCAAAAAAUGGUAUUGCUUCCUUUGUCAAUGAUCAAGGUAAUCUGGUAGACAAUUUUUCUGAAGUUGUUUCUCACUUUGUUGAGCAUUUAAGAGGCAAUUUGGGGAGCCCGAGUUCAACUACAGGCAUAAUUAAUUUAGAUUGUAUAGCGAUGGGUCCAAAGCUCUCGGUAGAUCAUCAACUAAUGCUUUUAAAACCUUUUUCUUAUAAGGAAAUUCGUAAUGCAUUAUUUGGUAUUCCCAUUACUAAGUCCCCGGGACCAGAUGGGUUUGGUUCUGGUUUUUUCAAGGCUGUCUGGCAGGAUAUUGGGGGAAGAAGAUGGAUACUGGUUUGUGUGCGGAAUACUUCGUACUCUUUGCUCAUGAAUGGUAGAGUUCAAGGUACUCACUCAGCUGUUCAUACUCUUAAAAAUGCUCUUGUGGAAUUUAGUUCUGCUACUGGUUUGUCUAUAAAUACAGAUAAGUCUCAUAUAUUUUUUGAAGGCGUUUCUGCUACUGAGAGACAGCUUAUUGCUCAGGAGAUUCAACUCCCGGAAGGCUCCUUUCCUCUAAAGUACCUUGGGGUGCCUAUGAGGCCAACUAAGUGGAGACAUGAAGACUGUGAAAUAAUUCUUCAGAAAAUCAGAUUGAGACUUCAAUCUUGGACCAGUAGACAUCUCUCAUAUGCUGGCCCAAUGCAGCUCAUCCAUUCAGUUUUAUUUGGACUUCAUAAUUACUGGAUGAGUAUUUUUAUUUUACCACAGAGUAUAGUUAAGGAGGUAGAGAAAUUGUGUCGUAGCUUUCUUUGGGGCAGUUUUGGACAGAGGAGUAAGCUUCAUCUUGCUUCUUGGCAGAAGGUUAGCCUUCCUAAAGCUUAUGGUGGGCUUGGUUUCAGAGAUGGAACUUUAUGGAAUAGAGCUAUUUUAGCCAAAUAUAUCUGGGCUAUCUCUGAAAAGCCUGAUAUUUUAUGGGUUAAAUGGAUAAAUGCUAUAUAUUUGAAAGGUUUCAACUUCUGGAGUUCUACUCUGAAAUCUGAUUGUAUUUGGUAUUGGAGGAAGUUAUGUCAUAUUAGGGAGAAAUUUAGUUAUUCUGAGUUACAGGCUGCUGGGUUUCUAGGGAGAUUCCAGCCUUCAAAACUGUACAAUUGCUCUUUAAACCAGCAGCCGGUGGGCUAUUAUCCUGCAGUGUGGAGUAAGCUUACAUUACCAAAACACAGAUUUCUCCUUUGGCAGAUGAUUAAUGCGCAGCUGCUCACUAGAGACAACCUUAUUAGAUUACACAUUCAGGUGCCAAAUCUGAUGUGUCCGGUCUGUGGGAGUUACUUUGAGAGUCACCCUCACCUCUUCUUUGAUUGCUGUCUCUCUAAGCAGGUUCUCAAUAUCAUGUUUCAUUGGCUUGGAUUCAUAGCUUGGCCUAGUGAAUUCACUAGUUGGGGUGUUUGGCUUGCUAGAGCUUGGCAUGGUCGGCAUGGAAUUAUGGCUUCCAUUAUGAACUUGUUGUUGCAGCUGUUACUUACAGUAUAUGGAGGAAUAGAAAUAGAUGUUUUUUUGAUGGCUAUUCGUUGGCAGCUGAUUGCCUAG